UCGAUUUGUUUAUUAAUUUUCAAGAGAAUUUGAUAGCAGAAAUGAGGACAAAGUAAACAAAGAUUUUCAAACGAAUGUUCCUUCGGCAAAAACAAACAAACUCAGCUCUCCGCACACAAGAAAGGAUAAAAAUGCCUCUGCCUUUUCACCAAACAUUUGUUGGUUUGUUCUAUGAAAACGCCUCUAAAUAGCUGAAAAUAUACUUAACAUCAAAACAGCUGUUGUUAGAAUUUUCAGGAGUACGAGGCUAGAAGCGAAAAUAGGAUGAACCACAAUAAACAUCGUAUUGAGGCGGCGAGUGGACUGGGUCAGGAUCUUUGCUAUUAUAUUUCUUUUUCUUUUAUAUCGGCCUAGUAUUCCUUACUAAUUGACUAACUUCUGAGACCAGGUGGCCUAAACCACUUGCCCAACGAUACAUUCAUCAUGUUUUAUAUCAAGCACCAUUGGUAAUACAUGCCUUCAUUUAGGUGUGAGUCAAACAAUAGGACUUUAUCAUGGUAAUAAAUAUUUAUGUUAUAUAAACAUAUCAUUUCUUAUUUUCAAAGAAGAAACAUAUCAUUUCUUUAUUGGAUGAGUUAAUUACGUCAGAAGCUUACUUUAAUAACGGAAAUAAAAAUAUUUUAGAUUUACAUUGGGUAUAUAUUAUAUCAAUUACUAAUCAAGUAUUAGGAAAAUAAUGAUUACGUUGGUUGGUUGGAUAUCCGAAUUAUACAUUUCAUCUAAUCUUCACACCCACUUCUAUAAUAUAUCUUUGUCUGUAUGUAAAGUACUUUACAUAAAAAGAAUUUUGCAAUUAUGAGCUAAAUACACACUUGGAUGGUAUCAUUCAUACACGGUGAAUGACUCACAUCCAAUCAAUAAUUAUUCAGAAAAUACAAAGAAAGUAAACGUUUCUCUAUUAUAAGCCAAAGAUAAUGACAAAUGUCUACAUUAUAGACAUCAAUGAUUACAUUAGACCUCAUAUUUACACACAAACCCACUCAGCCACAAACACAAGAGAAGACUAUGGAGAUACCGUCAACAUCUCCGGCGACUCCACUCCGCCGUAGAAACUCCAUUUCCACGACGACACCUGCGAUCACCACCUUAGAAACUCCAUCUCCGUCGUUCCAUUUCGAGCUCAUCUCGCUGAAACCACCCUCUUACACAUCCCUCAGAGAUAUCAUCUCAUCUCCGAGUAACUCCUCCGUCAACUUACCGUCUAUUAACGGUAGCAGCUCUCCUGUUUUAUCCACCGUGGGAGAUAUCUCGAUACGCAACCCACUCGUUAAGCAAGCCGCUUGGUCUUAUCUCCAGCCAACGGCGUUGACUUCAUCGGAUGACUCGCCUGGGUGUUCUCAGUUCCUCCGCCGCGUAUGGCUCCACUUCUCCGCCGGGAUACAGUUCUUGAAACGUAUGUUUGACUGGAUUGUCCGAUCAAUCUGUAUUCCUCAGAUUGUUAAGUAGCUUGCCCUAUACGUUUGAACACAAGUGUUUGUAUACAAUAAAGUGUUACCAGAAUCCAAAAAUAUUAUCAAGAAAAGAGUUUUUGAUUUCUUGAAUUCUUCAAAGUCUAUUAUUACAUAAAGUCUCCAAGACAUAUCCAUGUUCCUAUAAUGUAAGCUUGACCAACCUGUUGCUUGUAAGACAAUGGAAGGAAGAAGAGACUGUU
This is a messenger RNA of Brassica rapa (field mustard), 1651 nucleotides long. RefSeq lists its product as uncharacterized. NCBI's taxonomy places the organism in Eukaryota, Viridiplantae, Streptophyta, Magnoliopsida, Brassicales, Brassicaceae. The record is from RefSeq and is a predicted model, not a curated record.